GCGUUGACGCUGCCGGUGGGACAGGAUAGUGUUUACCGUUUGCUUUUACAAAAGUUACUCCCCUUAGUUGAAAAAUCGCCAUGGAAAAUGACAACAACAGUGUCUCUUAUUUUACCUGUUCACAAUGCUGACAAAUGGUUAGAUGACUGUCUACAGUCUGUUGUCAGUCAGACAUAUUCAGAUGGACUAGAACUGUCCAUAUAUAAGGACUCGUGCACUGAUAACUCUGAACAGAUUAUAAAGGAAUGGGAAAAGAAAUUAGUUGAACGAGAUGUCAAAGUUGUGAAUGGUGGCCACAAUGAUGAAAACCCCAGAGGAGUUGGUUAUGCUAAGAAUAGGGCAGUCAAGCAGAGCUCGGGACAGUAUCUGUGUUUUCUGGAUGCUGAUGAUGUUAUGGACAAGGAUAGAGUAAAUGAACAAUACAAGGCAGCCAAGGCCCAUCCUGACAGUAUUAUUGGGAGUAAGUUCCACAGGGAGCCAGAGGGAUCCACAGACAGAUUCACAAAGUGGGCCAACACUAUAACCCAGGAACAGCUAUACACACAGGUGUACACAUCCCAUGGACCCACUGUGAUUAUGCCAACAUGGUUUUGUAAGAGGGAGGUGUUUGAUAGAGUAGGUGGUUUUUGUGAGGCAGGAAAGGGUGUGCCUGAAGAUUUGAUAUUUUUCUACAAACAUUUGGAGCUUGGAGGAGGGCUGUACAGGGUGGAGAAAGAUUUGUUGAUGUAUAGGUACCAUCCAGAGGCAACAACAUUCUCUGUGAAAGAAGACACAAUAUGGAAGGAGCGAGUAGAAUUUCUCCAGAAACAGGUGCUGUCAAAAUGGCCGACAUUUACAAUAUGGAAUGCUGGGAAACAGGGGAGAAAACUCUAUAGAUCCCUUUCAAGAGCAAAUCAAAAGAAGGUUGUUGCUUUCUGUGAUGUAGAUGAGAAAAAGAUCAGCAAAGGUGUCUAUAUCUAUGAGGAAUCUAAGGAGAAGCCUAAACCAAAAGUUCCUAUUGUUCAUUUCAAAAAUGCUGUACCACCGUUUAUAAUCUGUGUAAAGAUGGACCUGACACAUGGAGACUUUGAGAGGAACCUGGAAUCACUGCAGCUUACAGAGGGUCAGGACUACUUCCAUUUUAACUGAUAAUUGUUAAACUGCAAUGCCAGCCGAGUCUAGAAGUGUUAUGAAAACUGUCAAGAAAUACAUAAAUGUCAGACUGUUCUAUAUCAUUUAGAAAAAUAUUCUGCAGAAUUUGUCUCCCAAGGAAACAGAACAAUGUAUUAUACUGUUUUGUUGCACUCAACAAGUGAAGUUGUGUUAAACUAGCUAUUCAGAUGUGUCUCUGGACUUGUAUAACUAAUGAAAGAAAUUCAACAUGCAGAAUCAUUGGUCAAAAGUAUGAACGCCUUGUAAGGCCUGGACAGUUUGCAAAUAUGAAUUCAGAGCUGUUACAGAAAAUUUUACAUGGUGGUGUCUUUGAAUGGUAGAUUCCAGAAAUAAACGAGACUUAGCAUAGCAAGAGGUUCCUAUUAGCGCAUACAAAUAUUCUGUCUUUUAAGAAAAUUUGUUCUUAGCAUCAUUUUACAUAAUGUUUAAUAUGAUAUUGAUAAAAAAAAAACUGUUUGGUUAUACUUUAUGAUAUGAAAAUUUUCUGAACUGCGCAUAUGUAGCCUUCCUCAGAUAUUUUUCGUCACAUGAUUAACGCAUGUGAGCCA
Mercenaria mercenaria is the source of this 1700-nucleotide messenger RNA. Its product is annotated as UDP-GlcNAc:betaGal beta-1,3-N-acetylglucosaminyltransferase-like protein 1. Bases 88 to 1128 code for a protein of 346 amino acids. The record is from RefSeq and is a predicted model, not a curated record. Lineage: Eukaryota; Metazoa; Mollusca; Bivalvia; Venerida; Veneridae. The transcript is spliced from 12 exons.